Messenger RNA from Thermothelomyces thermophilus ATCC 42464, 2055 nucleotides. RefSeq lists its product as uncharacterized. The transcript has 3 exons. Bases 111 to 1799 code for a protein of 562 amino acids. NCBI's taxonomy places the organism in Eukaryota, Fungi, Ascomycota, Sordariomycetes, Sordariales, Chaetomiaceae. Gene Ontology annotation, biological process: ribosomal large subunit biogenesis; ribosomal small subunit biogenesis. Gene Ontology annotation, molecular function: DNA binding; RNA binding. The record is from RefSeq and is a predicted model, not a curated record. Gene Ontology annotation, cellular component: nucleolus.
UUCGAGGCCAGCGCGCGUGUUCGACAAGGCUACCCACUGCAUGGGAAGCUUAUCGACACAACAAUCUUGGAGGGCAUCAUUCUUGUCAAUCCAAGCAAAAAAGGCACAGUAUGGCGGACACAGCGCUGCAGGAACGCCUGCGCGACCAUGCAAAGGCCUUUGACGGCCUCCUCUCUCUGAUUCCGGCCAAGAUGUACUACGGGGAGGACACAAGUGAUCAAUGGAGGAAAAAAAAGCAGACUAAGGACCAAGCCAGGGCCGCAAAGAGGGGAAAGCUUGACCCAGACAGCGAACUCAACCGCAACGCGAAGGAGGUUCUGGAUGAACGAGCACGGAACAAGCGCAAACUGCGCGAGAUGGAAUCUGAGGACGAGAGCGGAUCUGGAUCUGAUCAAGACGAUGAUGACGACAGCGACAUCCCUGGCAUUGAAAAGGAGAAGCCCGGAGAGGGGCUGAAGAAGAAGAAGCUGAAAUUAGACGAAGAGGAGAAAGAUGAUGAGAGUGUUAAAAAGGCAAAUGGCGAGGUGCCAAACAGGGAGAAGGCUGUCGAGGAACCGGAGCAGCAAGCUGGCGAGUCGACUCUCAGUAAACGACAGAAGGCCAAGGAGGAGAAGAAGGUGGCAAAGAAGCAGAAACAGGAGGAAGCCAAGAGGGUGAAAGAGGAGGAAGCCAAAAAGAUGAAAGAGGAGAACUCCAAGAAGGGAGCCAAGCCCGAGAAGGCGGAGAAAACCAGAAAAGCCGAGACCGAGCCUGCCGAAGAGGUCGAGCACAGCGAAAAGCCCGCAGGCGACCAAGACGAAGAACCCGCGCAAGACUCCGCUGAAGCCGCCAGCGAUGACGUGGACAUGGCACCCAUCGACAUAUCUGGUCUCGGAAACGAGAAUGAAGACACUUCGGCAGAUUCUGCGCCGGAUUCUCCUGUCUUUGAUACACCCAAGAACGCUUCCGCCGAACCUGCCAGCACCACGACCUCAAUAUCCUCAGCAGUUCCGCCGUCAGAAAAACCCAAAUACCUCAAGAUCCCCGCCGACACCACGGCGCUUCGCGCUCGCCUAGAGGCCAAGUUGAUCGCCCUGCGUGCUGCCCGCAAGGCCGCCGACUCCGAAGGCAAACCAAUCCGGACAAGGCAAGACUUGAUUGAAGCCCGGCGGCAGAAGCAGGCACAACGCAAGGCGCACAAGCAGGAGAUGCGCCGGUUGGCCAAGGAGGAGGAAGAGCGGAAACGGGAGCAAGCCCUGAACAGCGCACGCAACUCCCCCGGCCUCAGCCCGCUCUUCGAACAAGAAGAUGACCGCAACGCAAACCACUUUGCCUUCGGCCGCCUUGCUUUCUCCGAUGGGACGCAGCUAUCGCACGACUUGAGCUACGAGAAGACUCCUGGCAGCGCUAAGAAGAAGGGACCCUCCGACCCUAAGACGGCGCUGCUCAAGCUGGAGGCGCAGAAGAAGCGCAUCGCGAACAUGGACGAGAAUAAGCGCAAGGAGGUGCUCGAGAAAGAGACGUGGCUGGCGGCGCGAAGGCGGGCCGAGGGCGAGAAGGUGCAUGACAACGAGUCGCUGCUCAAGAAGGCGCUCAAGCGCAAGGAAAAGGCCAAGAAGAAGUCGGAGCGCGAGUGGAAGGAGCGCACCGAGAGCGUCAAGGCGGCCAUCCAAGAGCGCCAGCGCAAGCGCGAGGAGAACAUCCGCAAGCGCCGUGAAGAGAAACUUGCCCGCAAGGCUGGCAAGAAGAACAAAGGCGUGCAGACCAGGAAGAAGAAUCGUCCUGGGUUCGAGGGUGGUUUUGGCGGGGGCAGGAAGUGAAGAGAGGAGUACUGAAAGGUAGCAGUUCGGGCGGUGGGUCUCUGCUUCGUAUGUUACGGUGUUGUGGCGUUCUUUGUGCACGGGAUGCAUCGUAAGUAACUGUGCUUGGGCUUGAUUCAUGUACCUAGGUUUGUUGGGCGGCAUAUGCUAUCCUUGGAGUCAAGGUAGUUAGGAAAAUAUCCCUCUGUGGGCUGAUUAUGAGCAGUAGUAGUCAUUCACACAGAGAUGCAGCAUCCAUAUCACCAUGUUUAUUGAG